AUGGAAUUUUAUGGAUAUGAGACGAGCAAAUUCGUGACGAUUCGAGGUAGAGAUGUCACCGUAGAAUUUGAUGGCACUUACACGGACAAAUACAUGCCCGCAUGGAUUGAUCCUGAAAUUCGAGUGUUCAAGGAUAUAUUCAACGAAGGAAUAACGGGGAAUGCCCAGAGGCUGCCUCUGAAUGACACGACGUACAAGAUUUACAAUUGCCGACUGAUGCUUCUACCCGUCGCUGAAGAAAAGUGUGAUAUUAUAAAUAAAAUUGGAGACGUUGCCCUCGUUGAGGGUAUUGCUGCCCUGGAUCAGGUUAAUGGCUCGGUAAAGUUGCCGAAUAUCACGGAAAAAUUUACGACUGGCAAAGGCAUCUUCACGGCACACGGUCUUCUCGAAACGACAGGUGGAAUAUUUCGGGACCUGACAACACUCCAGAGGAGUGAAAACAUAGAAAUAACAAGAGCCGGUAAUAAAUACAGCGCCUCUGCCAGUAUUCAAAUGUCAACAGCAGAAUUGCAUUUUUCUAAUUACAAGCUGAGCUAUGGGAUCAUAAAGUUAGAUGGUGAAUUUGAUAUUCGUGUUGCGGGAGUAAAACUGCAAGCAGCGGCUUCCAUCGACUAUUCCCAAAAGCCCUGUCUCCCCAGAAUAGAGAAGAUCAAAGUUUCGGAAUUAGGAAAGGUCGACGUCGCCUUCACCGGGUUAGGAAUCUUCAACUCUGUCCUCGGAACCGUUGUGGAUGGUAUAAUAAGGUUCUUAAAGGUUCUCCUGACGAGACUGCUGGAGGAGGAACUGAUGAAGAUGGCUGGUGAUGCUUUUAAAGAUUUCGAUUGCGAGAAAUUCAGGCCAGGAUGA
Fopius arisanus is the source of this 846-nucleotide messenger RNA. RefSeq lists its product as uncharacterized. The transcript is spliced from 5 exons. Bases 1 to 846 code for a protein of 281 amino acids. The record is from RefSeq and is a predicted model, not a curated record. NCBI's taxonomy places the organism in Eukaryota, Metazoa, Arthropoda, Insecta, Hymenoptera, Braconidae.